AUGGCGGCUUCAGUCAUGUAUGUAGCUACAGUCGCUCUUCUUUUCAUUCUCAAUUCUUCAAUCGAUCUGACAACUUCACAGGCUUUAGUUGGUGAGUUUACAAACUCCUUUUACCUUUAAAUACCGUUUAAUUUAGAACGAAGUGGAGGACAGAUCGGGCACAUUUUCAGUGAACGAAACUGACUGAAAAAAAAAGAAGAAGGAAAAGACAGAUGGAAGGAAAAUAACAAAUUAAAAAAUGCUACUUUGAGAUUUUUUUGUUCUAAGGUUGCUGAAUCAUAAGAUAUGUACAAUGCAAAUCAGUAUUUUUUUUUGUACGGAUCUCAUUACGCAAAGUAGUGAAGUGUGAACUUCUCGUAAAAAAGGGCCGCCGUAUACUAAGAAUGGCCAGCCUGGAUAUACUGCCAUAAAAAAGUGAUAACAAAUGACUGUUUGCAAGAGUCUAAACUUACAGAAAUUAAAAGUUCACUAACGCACAAUUAACAGAUCGUUAAUUAAUUAUUAGUCAAGGUCAUUAUCCGACCAUUAUUUACUAAAGUUUCAGAUCAUACCUCUAGCGGGAGACUCAUUUCAGCUGCGAUAUUUAUGUUAAAUAAACUUGCGCCUUAAUUGCUUGUAUAAAAUAUUGAUGCGACCACCAAGGGUAGGGCCUUACUCAUGAAAAUCUUUCAGUUAGAAAAUAAGCAUCUUUUUUUUUCAAAAGAGAAAAAAAAGGCAUAUUGAUGAGAUGUAUUUUGGGUGUUAGGUGGGAUAAAAUUUUGGAUCUAUCUGACUGUACAGGCAUAGGGAUUGAGCUAUUGCAGGUAGCUAUGGAGAGUUUGCAAGGAGAUAAAUGCUCGAAUCUCAACUAUCACUAAGUUAGAAUUUCGGCAAUAUCUCAGCUACCAGUUAAUAUUUUUUAGCAAGUAUCUUGCUAACUGUAAAUUCUGUGGAUCUCAGAUCUCAGCUGGAUCUCAGCCUUUUUUUCCAGCUGAUAGCUAAAAUUUUGAUCAUUUCUUAGCUACCGGUUAAACCCAACCAGGUCAAGCAGAGCCUGUAACGUGGCCAUGACUGAUUAAGGGGCACGUUUUACAUUAACAAAUCGUAGCCUGCGAACAAGCUCCCAAGUGGAGCAGUGCGAAAAGGAAAAUCGGCGAGCGAAGUGAGCAGUGCGUGGCCUGGGGAGAAAAGAGACGUUUAUUUUUCUCCCCAGGCCACGCUCGACUCUUUUACUCGCCGAAUUUCUUUUUUGCCCAGCUCCACUUGAGAGCCUGUUUGCAGGCUUAUCAUAUAUUCAUAUUGUUACCUUAAUUGCCUUUUGUUGAGUAUUUGCUGUUAGAAUUCUAAGUUAAAAUACAGUAAUUACCUUUGAAAUACUUUGGCAAAAAUAAGACUGUCGCAUACUGAUUUUGUCUGUUUGUUUGUUUUCCACACAUCAUUUGUAUGCAUAAAUAUUUUGACACCAUUUCAUGGAACGAUAAAGAUGGAAGAUGCUCAUUCGUCAAGGUUCUAGCCGUGAAAUAUAACAAAUCAUUGGAAGGACAUGUGCUUACGUCAUAUCCAGUUGAAAAGGAGGACGACUGUCAACUCAGAUGCUUUCAACACAGACUGUGUGUAUCGUAUAACCUAGGGCCUUUGGUAGAGGGUGACAUAAGGGACUGUGAAAUCAGCAAAUCAGAUGAGUUUAGGGACCCACAGAACAUGAAAAAUAGGCCAAACUACUUAUACCAUGGAUUAAAGGUACAUUUGACUUGUACUUAAAAUUAUUCGCACCUCGGGCAGUUAGCCUGCGAACAGCAGACGCGUUUCUGGUCGUCGCUUCUCUCCCUCCGAAAAAUUUCUGAGGGAGAGAAGCGACGACCGGAAAUGCGUCUUCUGUUCGCAGGAUACGGGCAGUGGGCAGUGUUCCUUAAUUGGCCUAGGGGUGAAUUUCCGCUAUCGGGUAAUUUUUAUGUGCGUAUAUAGAAUAAACGCGAUUUACGAAAGGCCACGCGUAAACGUAAAAGUUGAGCGAGGUUGAACAUUAACUUACACGUGACAUUUACGCGGGGAAAAAUUACGCGACGGUCAAAAACCACCUUAAACUUGAAUCUCUGCCCCACAUUUGCAUUCUCAAAGAGGGUGUUCUAGAUGCAGUCAAUUCUCUCAUAGUGACCACCUCCCGUAAGCGACCACUUUUUCGUGCUCUGAGGGUGGUAGCUUACGAAAAGGUUGUCAACAUAUUGUCAACAUAUUGGCGAAAGGCAGAAUGGUUGCUACGGCUCUUCUUCAACACGCGGCCUAAAACAACGCUUCAGUGCUAGUCUGAUGAAAAAUCAGAUGAUGAUUGGGAAUAUGUAGCAUAACUGUUGUUGGAGACUAAGGAGAAACGUGAACUUCGCAUACACUAUUUUUGAGAAUAAAAAGGUUCGAGUUAUGAUAGGCGCCGGGACUUGUGUUAAAAAGAAUCAAGAUGAGAACAAAUGAGUUUUAAUUUUGGUAUGGCUGACAGGGAUCAAGGAUAACUAAGAAGAUUCGUAGAAACAACUUUUUUCAUUAGGCUGGAAUUUCUUGGAAUUAGACGUUUCAGGUAGAAAAUAAAGUUUUCUUAAUAACUUGAAUUAUCCUUGAUUUCAAAUUUACGGCAGUCUCAAAACAGAGUUUUAAAAACCCUUUGCUGACUUCUAUAAUAGUAAAAUAUUAAAAUCUGUCAAGCAUUUGUUAUAGUUUAGAUUUUAAAACAUUGUUCCUUUUCUCCAUUCAUUUUACAAAGUGCUUUUGAAGUUGCACAAAGAUCGCUACCGUAGUACGUUUACCAGUACCUCUCAGUUCAGUUUCGUGAGACCCAUUCGAGCAUUUCGUUCACGGAAAGUUUUAGCACGAAAUUCGCAAAAAACACUACCCAUUGUUUUCAACCAUUCAACCACAUUCUGAGCUGAUUGGAAAAGUUGAUCAACCACUGACCAACCAAAAACGGUUUUUUCAAAUAGAACACGAAAAAACACGACCAACCCAACCAACCAAAAAAAGGUUGUUCUCAACAGACCACGACCUUUAAAUUUCUUUAUAGCGUGUGCUUGUCUUGUAUAGUUCUGAAUUCAUCAACGGAAAUUAUAUAGGCAGAACUCUAAACCCACGAAAAGCUUAUCUCUGCAGGAUUGGAUCUGGUGUUGGAGAUAUAAAUGACGCAUUGAACUGAUUUUUGUAUCCCGGCUGUUAUUCUUUUCUUUUGAAUAGAAUUCUUGCUCCAGAGGACCUUGCGUUAAAAACGCUUCAUGCGUUCCAAACUUUGAGUCUGAUGACUUUCAAUGUGAGUGUCCUUCAGGCUUCACAGGAGAGGCCUGUGCUGUUGGUGAGUAUGUUGGUUCGAUCGUCGAAUGAAGUCGACGAAGACCGCUUCAUUCCUCUAGGGGUAGUUGUUUUGUUGAUGAGUUUGAAGAAGGGAUUCGAUGGCUGGGCAAAUGGCCGAGAAGGCCAAUCCUUCCCGGAGAAUCUCAGUAAAUUAGAGGUAUUAACGGUUAACGGUUAUCCUCAGAGCACGCCUUCCAGCUUGCUCGCAUCGAGCUCGCAGGCUUAAUUGAAGUAAGAAAAUCAAUACUUUGAAAUAAUUCAAUAGUUGUCAUCGGUUUAGACCUCCGUGACCUUCUUCAGGAUGGGAAAAAGAGGUGAAAUAUGUAUACAAUCGAACCUCCACUAACGGCCCCCUCUUCACAAAGGCCACCACUCUACAACUGCCUUUUUUUUGGCCGACAGUCCAUACAUUUACUCUUGUUUCAAUCUCUCUACAACGGCCACCUCUCAAUGGCCACUUUCGUCUGUCCCUAAGGUGGCCGUUGUAGGUACAACUGUAUAAGACAAGUAUAAGACCCAUCAGCCUCGAGACGUGGGAUGUGGUGGUGUUGGUGGUCUUGGAGGGAAAAUAAACAAAAAAAUGAGCAGGAGUGAAAUGACGUCGUUUUGGAGGAAAAGGAAGGGGAGUUGGGAAAGUAAAAUAUUGUGUUUUGAGCCAUAGGAGGAGCUAGUUUCCCUUCAAACCCGUGUGGCCAAUGUUGUGCACGAUUUGUGUGGCAAUGGAAUGGGCAAUAAAAGCGGUAGUAAAUAGGAAUUGCAUAAUUCUUAUUACGGCUUAGUGAUUUAUAAUUCACACGGGAGUGAACACUUGUUCAUCAACCCAUAGACACUUUUUUAAGUCUUCAUUUAACUAAUCAAAAAGCAGGACAUUCAUUACGUCAACUUAUCUAUAUGAGAUUCUACAGCACAGUUAUUUAUAAGAUAAAGACAAAAGGCUUAAUGUACUCCACCGCACGAUAAUGAGAUUCCACCGCAGCAGAAAACAGAGUAACCGGUCCCCACUAUACUACUCAGUGAGAAAACUGAACUGCCUAAGCUACUCCCCCAAGCAACGGUCUGGUCAUUGUUGACUAACCUGUUACAUUUCCCAGUCUUAUUUUGACUUGACUUGGUGAUUUACAUUACAGAUGUUGAUGAGUGUGCGAAACAGUUGGACAACUGCCACUACUAUGCCCACUGUAACAACACUUUGGGCUCGUAUGAAUGUCUUUGCAAAGAUGGUUUUGCGGGGAACGGUCGCUUGUGUGUUGGUAAGAAUUCAAUUGGGGAGCGCCCUUUGCUACCCCCUGUAAGCUUCAUAGGAAACUAAGACUGCUGGCGGUCUUGUCUUUAGUAAUCAGGCCUCGGCCCGGUUAUCAGUGUUAUAUUAUUUUGACUGACUAAGUUUCGUUAAACCCAGUUAAGGGCAUAACUGUUUCGGUGUUCCUAACUUUGAUGAAACACAGAAAUAAGCGCAAAAAUAGUCAAUGACUUCCAAAAGAACUUAUAACAAAAUGAAAAAAAAAGUCUAUCUUGGGAACAAGGUAUAGUUCAGUUCCCCCCUCGGAUAUUUUCGCUCAUACCAGUCCUGCCAAGCCUUGACUUGACUGACUCAAAUAAGAUUGCCCUGCUGGCAAUCUAAACAGCAAAUUAACGAGGACGCAUUUGGAUACAUAGUAUCUAUUCUGUCACUUCAAAAGCACCAAACUCGGGGAACUGCAGGGACCGAUUCUUGUGGCUCUCGUCUAUGUAAAGUUAAAUUCGUCAUAAUUGUGGGGCAGCAGUUUGUUUUUCGGUUCUUGGAUGUGCGAGGUGCAGUAAGUAGCUUGCAGGGUCAGUAAAAUAUUUCACCUGUCAAGGUAUUUUUACUUGAAUUUGUUGUUACUUCCGGAUUGCAUUCUCAACUCGCUGAUGACAGAUCUUUACCGACUUUUUCCUCCUAUUUAGUUAGAAUAUGUUAAACCGUGUCAGGGUUGCGAUGGAGACCUUCUUGCGCUUGACGGCCUACCCUCUACGGGGGCUAGGGGAAAAAAAAGAAGGCCUGUGGCACGAACUAGAAAAACAUUUAUUAAUUUGAAUAAACCACUUCCUCGUAUAAGUAGUCAGCGCAUUAGCAUAGAAAAGGACUUAAACAAAAAAACACUGAAACAUGUAUUGUCACAAUUAAAAUUCUAGUUUUUCUCAGUAUUAGAAAUCAUUUCUGAUCUGGAAGAGGAGAAAAAGUUUACAAUUUAAUUUACUAACAAUUACCGUUUACUUCAAACAGACAUCAAUGAAUGCACCAGAACUCUUCACAAUUGCCACCAUCCCAACGCAACGUGCAUUAACACCGUUGGCUCGUUUAGUUGUACAUGUAAACCUGGGUUUGAGGGAGAUGGAAUAACUAUAUGUGAAGGUAAAGACCUACCUAAUCAGUAAAGCUAUUUUUAUUCAUUCAAAGUUAAUUUCUACGUUUUCCCAGGGCUAAUUUUUCAUGACAGUCAUUGCAAUCACUUGGGGCAAGUUUGAAAUCUGUCCAGACCCGCAGUUCAUCAAAGUUUAUCUCUGGUUGUUUGUAACUUAAAUUCCUCAGAGACAUAUUUUUCCUCACAAAGCCGUAUUUACGGGUAAUUCUUUUGCUUAUUAUAAGUUCCAAAGCGAGUACGGCCAAAUAAUUGGUAAUACUAAACAGAUGGACUAGAGUGCCGUGACAGGCCAACCUUCAAUGCAGCUCGGUGUUCAGAUUUGGAGUUGGAUUGGAUGUCACUAUCCUUAAGGUCUUUUUUCUAGUUUUUUGAAGACAUUUUUCUUAAAGUAGAUUUUUGUAAUAAUCAAAUCGGUUUUUCUAACGAAUAUUUCCCGAUUCCAUUAACCUCUCGUAGAAUGUCGAACACCUCUGGGCAUGGAAAGCCUUGCGAUCGCUGAUGCUCAAAUCAGCGCCUCUUCAGAAUAUAACGCCAGCUAUGCAGCAAGCCAUGCCAGACUGUAUUAUAAAGGAGGCUGGGUAGCAGCCACGAAUGAUGAAAACCAAUGGCUUGAGGUGGAUAUGGAAAAUCAGUUAACUAGGGUGGCACGUAUAUCAACACAGGGAGCCCAUAGUGAUGGCUCAGUACUUGGAUGA
This is a messenger RNA of Porites evermanni, 6388 nucleotides long. Lineage: Eukaryota; Metazoa; Cnidaria; Anthozoa; Scleractinia; Poritidae. The record is from the annotation of a GenBank genome assembly.